UUGAUGAGAAAACUGCAAGACUCUCACUGCAGCUUCACUCACCCCCCUUUCUUUAUCCUCCCCCUAACUUUAAUUAACCUUUCACCCAAGCAAAAGGGUGGUAUAAAGGGGCUCCAGUGCCAGUCCUCUUUUGCACUUUCUCCUUGCACUCACACACUGCUCUACACCACAAGUAUAGCUCUCGCACCUUCACUGUGCACUUAAAGUCACUUGAAACGAAAGCUCAGCAAGAGUUUGGUUCAUAGGCUCUAAUAACUACAUUAACCCAAAGACUUUACAGCGUAGGGAAACCCAACAUUUAGCCACCGUGGACUCUGUAGAGGAAUCAGCUGUUGGUUUAUACACAAUGAGUACCAUGAAGCCAGAAACGGAACAUAAUAAUAAUACUAUAGAAGAAGAGGUACGAACACUAUUUGUCAGUGGCCUCCCAAUUGACAUCAAACCAAGAGAACUUUACUUGCUUUUUCGACCAUUUAAGGGGUAUGAAGGAUCACUGAUCAAGCUAACAUCAAAACAGCCUGUUGGUUUUGUCACCUUUGACAAUAGAGCUGGUGCUGAAGCUGCAAAGAAUGCACUAAAUGGCAUCCGUUUUGACCCAGAAAAUCCACAGACUUUACGGCUAGAGUUUGCAAAGGCCAACACAAAAAUGGCAAAGAACAAACUAAUGGCUACACCCAACCCCACUAACCUCCACCCUGCACUUGGAGCACACUUCAUUGCACGAGAUCCAUACGACCUGACAGGUGCUGCACUUAUCCCAGCGUCACCAGAAGGCUGGGCUCCCUACCCACUAUACACCACAGAACUGACACCAGCCAUCCCACAUGCUGCAUUCACAUAUCCAGCUGCAGCGGCUGCUGCUGCAGCACUUCACGCUCAGAUGCGCUGGUAUCCUCCUUCAGAAGCUACCCAGCAAGGAUGGAAGUCUCGCCAAUUCUGCUAAAGCUUUUUCGAUGUACCAGGUACGAACGGGUUGGAUUAGAACUUCUGAAACUUUCCAAGAUGUAAUCCAACAUGGAGCCUUUCCUCCAUUCCCAUGAACAGUCUCAAAAUACAAAAGCCUGGACAGGACAGUCUUCCACCAGUAGAAAUAGGUUUAUUUCCUGAUUGCCUUGUCAGGUCGUUGUGACUGAACACUGGGGCAAAACGAGACUUGAACAAGACAAUGUCCAGUUAAUUUCUGUAACCGGAAGGAUUUUCUUUUGCAUGUUGGUUUUUCUGGCAUGAAUAGACUAUUUAAGUAGUGUGCGUGUGUAAAAUCUGCUUCUGUGAAAGUUUGACUAAAUGUCUUGCUUACCCCACAAACUCCAAAACGUACUGUUCUGGUUAAUCAACGUCCACUUUGUCCCUACAUCUUUAUCGGAGAGUUUUAGUUCUUGCCAAAUGUAAUGCAACCUUAUGGGGAAACAGAGCAAAAGUACCAGUAUUUUUGUAAAAUGUUUAAUAAGGAAAUAUUUAUGCAUCAUACGUGUUUGUUUUUUGUGAUAUUAAUUAUUAAAAAAUAUUAAUCUGUCAUAAGUUAAAUGUUCAGUUUAAGAGCUUGAAGAUUCUGUAUGGUUUGUCUGUUGUAAUUCAUGAAGAAAAAUGUGCAAUUUUCAUUUUGUUCAACUUUCCAUUCUACUGCUUGGUAUUGAUAAUUCAGUAUUAUGAAUGUCUUGCUUGCACAGCAAGGAGUUUUCUCUUCUGCUGGUCCUAUGAGAAUGUGAUGGAUAAAAUAUAUAAUAUUUAAA
Messenger RNA from Bombina bombina (fire-bellied toad), 1730 nucleotides. It is a transcript of the gene RBPMS2, whose product is annotated as RNA binding protein, mRNA processing factor 2. The coding region runs from base 347 to 943 and encodes 198 amino acids. The record is from RefSeq and is a predicted model, not a curated record. Gene Ontology annotation, biological process: negative regulation of smooth muscle cell differentiation. The transcript has 8 exons. NCBI's taxonomy places the organism in Eukaryota, Metazoa, Chordata, Amphibia, Anura, Bombinatoridae. Gene Ontology annotation, molecular function: protein homodimerization activity; mRNA binding.